CGUACCUCGUAGCUACCUAGUGCAAGAGAUUUGCCUCCGACGAGUCACGGCCGCAAAAUCCGAGCAACGCCUCAACUUACGCACACGACUUGGACAAAUCCUUCUCAAACAACCACCGUGUCAUUGGGGGAAGCUGUCAUUUUAUUUUAUUUUAUUUUCUUUUGCCGGAUGGAUGGUCAUCAGUCGGAAAACGCGUCGAUGAGCUGAACCCUCUUGGAAUUCCUUCCAUCUAAUCCUUUUUUCAUUCUUACCUCUUUACCCUCUUAACCCUUCCAUCCAUCCCUCUCUCUCCCAUCUAUUCCACGUCCGUCGUCACAUAACUCCUCCCCCCCGGCCUAGUCCGGGGUUGCCACGGUCAUGGCGCGAAUUCUUCGUCAAUCAGCGCAGCUGGCGCGAAUAGCCAGACAAUCACAGCAGCUCGCUCUCGGCAGAUCUCUCUCCUCGACAUCAAGACUGGCGCGUCUCGCCCCGUUGACAGCACGACACUUGCCCCAAUCGCCCUCCAGAUCAUCGCCGUCGUCACUACGGUUCUACUCGACCGAGGAUCCGAACAAGAACAAACCCAGUGACGAGAAAGAGAGCAGCAGCAACAAUAGCAGCAGCAGCAGCAAGAACAACAACAACAACAACAACAACAGCGUGCCGGAAGAGUCUUCAGACGGACAGACCGAACUGGAAAAGACACGAAAGGAAUUCCCGCUCCCGGAUGGUUGGGUCCACUUCACCGAAGAGGAACUCGAAAGAUUCAGGCAGUUUGGGGCCCUCAAGGGCCUGCCCCAGUUCAUGAAGGAUGACCUCAAUCGAACGGUAAAUGCCAUCAGGGUCGUCGGGGCGCCGGACGAGCUGCGCGAAUUGGCUCGUCGGCACCCCAACGGCAACCUGACGAUCGGGGAGAUGGGCAGGGUCAUCCGCAUCCUGACCAAGAUGACCAAGAGGCUCGCCGAAUACGAGGUGACGAUGCAUAGGCGCGCGCUCGGCCGGGAUAAGGAUGCGGUGAAGAGCAAAGAGCAAGAUCCGCAGGGUGCCAAGGAGCCUCGGCCGGAGGAACAGGAACAGGAAAAGGAGGAGCGACACGAGGAGCAGACGAAGAAGGCCGGCGGCCCAGCAGCAGGCCAGGCGGGAGGCGCGGGGAGCGGCAAGGGGGGCGACGGUAAGAACAAGGGCGGCAAGGAGUCUGGCGGACCCCAGGAUGGCGGCAACCCGUUCGGCAAGAAAUGGUUCCUCGGACGGUUCAGCACGGGCGACCUCAUCAUGGCGGCCGUCGUUUGGGCGCUCAUCAUCCCGUACGCCGAGGCCACCUUCUUCGGACAGAGCAAGGAGAUCACCUGGCAGGAGGUGCACAAGGACUUCCUGAGCAAGGGCCUCGUGAAGAAGCUCACUGUCUACAACACGGGCAAGGUCCGCGUCGAGCUGCACCAGGACGCCCCGUCCGCCGGUGGACUCGACCCGAACGUGCAGUAUUUCUUCUCCAUCGGCUCGGUCGACUCGUUCCAGAAGCAGCUUGAGGAGGCGCAGAACCAGCUCGGCAUCCCUCUCCAGGACCGCAUCCCCGUCAACUACGCCACCGAAGGCGGCAUGUGGCCGAUCAUCAUGGCGUUCGGCCCCACGCUCCUGCUCGUCGGCCUGCUCAUGUACACGACCCGCAGUCUCGGCGGACGGGGCGGCAACCAGAUGUUCGGGUUCGGCAAGAGCAAGGCCAAGAUGUUCAACCACGAGUCGGCGGUCAAGGUCAAGUUCUCCGACGUGGCGGGCAUGGACGAGGCGAAGGCGGAGAUUAUGGAGUUUGUGAGCUUCCUCAAGACGCCGGAGCGGUUCGAGCGGCUGGGGGCCAAGAUCCCGCGCGGCGCCAUCCUGUCGGGCCCGCCCGGGACGGGCAAGACGCUGCUGGCCAAGGCGACGGCGGGCGAGUCGGGCGUGCCGUUCUUCAGCGUCAGCGGGUCCGAGUUCGUGGAGAUGUUCGUGGGCGUGGGCUCGUCGCGCGUGCGGGACCUGUUCGCGUCGGCGCGCAAGAACGCCCCCUGCAUCAUCUUCAUCGACGAGAUCGACGCCAUCGGACGGUCCCGGCAGGACGGCAGCCGACCGGGUGGCAGCAACGACGAGCGCGAGUCGACGCUGAACCAGAUCCUCACGGAGAUGGACGGCUUCAACACGUCGGAGCAGAUCGUGGUGCUGGCGGGCACGAACCGGGCCGACAUCCUCGACCAGGCGCUCCUGCGGCCCGGGCGGUUCGACAGGCACAUCUAUAUCGACCGGCCGACGAUGAAGGGGCGGCAGGACAUCUUCAAGGUGCACUUGAAGAAGAUUGUGACCAAGGAGGACCAGGAGCAUUUGGUGGGACGACUGUCGACGCUGACGCCUGGGUUUUCUGGUGCGGAUAUUGCUAAUGUGGUGAACGAAGCCGCCCUUGCUGCUGCCCGGGUCAACGCCGAAUCGGUCGAACUCAUUCACUUCGAACAAGCCAUCGAACGGGUCAUCGGCGGUCUGGAGCGCAAGUCUCUGGUGCUCAAGCCCCAAGAGAAGCGAACGGUGGCAUACCACGAAGCCGGGCACGCCAUCUGCGGUUGGUACUUUGAGAACGCGGACCCGCUCCUCAAGGUGUCGAUCAUCCCACGCGGCAAGGGCGCGCUGGGGUACGCGCAGUACCUGCCGUCGGGCGACGCGUACCUGAUGACGGUGGAGCAGCUGAUGGACCGGAUGGCGAUGACGCUGGGGGGCCGGAUCUCGGAGGAGCUGCACUUCCCGACGGUGACGACGGGGGCGAGCGACGACUUCCGCAAGGUGACGCAGAUGGCGCGCAAGAUGGUGACGGAGUGGGGCAUGUCGGACAAGGUGGGACCGAUGCACUUCAGCGAGGACCCGCACCAGCUGCAGAAGCCCUUCUCGGAGACGACGGCGCAGGCGAUCGACGCGGAGGUGCGGCGCAUCGUGGACCAGGCGUACGCGCAGUGCCGGGAGCUGCUGCUGGCCAAGAAGCACGAGGUCGGGCUCGUCGCCGAGGAGCUGCUCAAGAAGGAGAUGCUGACGCGCGACGACAUGGUGCGGCUGCUGGGCAAGCGGCCGUUCCCGGACCACCAGGACUUUGAGAAGUACUUUGGCGGGGAAGACGGGCUGAAGAAGCCCGACGGCAGCGGCGGCCAGGGGCAGAAGAGCGCGCCGCCGCCACCGCCUGCGGAGGAUGCGGGUAGUCCGCCGAAGGAGCAGCCGUCGCCGGCGUUCAAAGAGGUGCGGGGAAGGGAUGAGCUGAGGUAAUCAAGGGCGUUUCCUUUGUUGUUUCUUUUUCUUUUUUUUCCCCCGCAAGGGGGAGGGGGGAGGGGAACGCGAAGUGCAGACAGAUACAGUCUUCACCUUUCAGUAUACCCGGAUUACCCCAGCAACCUCUCGCCUACACACCGACGGGACACGGGCCACGGGCGGCCCCAAGGAUCUGGUGGCGCAUCAACUCGACCCCGACUUGGACGAUUUCCCUUGGUCAUCGGUCCUCCAGAGGUCAACAACCGGGACCAAGGAAGGUCGUAGGAACCAACUCUACUUUUGUGUUUGAUAAGAAGGGUGUUUAUGGUACGACAAGGACAGGCAGGCAAGAAAAGGAUACACUUCCC
Molecule: messenger RNA, 3599 nt
Organism: Sodiomyces alkalinus F11
Lineage: Eukaryota; Fungi; Ascomycota; Sordariomycetes; Glomerellales; Plectosphaerellaceae
Product: paraplegin
Exons: 2
Coding region: 358-3249 (963 amino acids)
Biological process (GO): protein-containing complex assembly; mitochondrial protein processing
Cellular component (GO): membrane; m-AAA complex
Molecular function (GO): zinc ion binding; ATP-dependent peptidase activity; metalloendopeptidase activity
Source: RefSeq, a predicted model, not a curated record